This is a messenger RNA of Silurus meridionalis, 1493 nucleotides long. RefSeq names its product fibrinogen like 1B (gene fgl1b). Bases 298 to 1284 code for a protein of 328 amino acids. The transcript has 7 exons. Lineage: Eukaryota; Metazoa; Chordata; Actinopteri; Siluriformes; Siluridae. The record is from RefSeq and is a predicted model, not a curated record.
GUGGUGCAACACCUUCUCUGGAUUUAAUGUAGACCAUGUGGAACAAACUGAUCCUAUAAAUAAUAGAAAAAAAAAGCUUGCAUGGUCUUCACUCCUGACCCAUCAGCAUGUGGAGUACAGCUCCUGGAAAUGAAGCUAGCUGAACCCAUUACAAACAGUCUGCUCUUUCCACUGCCACUGGAGUCUUGACUAUCUUAAAGAAACAAUCAUUUAAAGCUUUAAAAAGCUGUUGUGGAUCUGCUGUGUAAAUUUUAUUUUUCCUUGGGUUUGAAAUUAGAGUUUUCUGAUUUUGUAAUCAUGUCAGGGGUGUUUCCUCUUCUGUUGGUGGUGUUCUUCAGAACUCUGCAAUCAGCAGGCUCGACAGAGGAUGAAUGCCCUUUUGAAGUGUUGGAGCUGAAAAAGAGCAUCCAGAAACUUAAUCAAGAGCUGAUCUUUUGGGACUGGAAACUGACGCACCUGCGUACGCACCGCCGCUUCAGACCGGCUGUUGAAUCAAAACAGGACAACGAGACCUUACCAACUCUGCCAAGUACUGGGGGGAACCUGCUUGUUCAUGACAGAGACUGUUCUGAGCUGUUUGACAGACUCAGACCUGAGAGUGGGUUCUACCGGAUUAGACCAGAUACAACUCUUGAGCCUUUCCUUGUGUACUGUGACAUGGAAGAUGGAGGAGGGUGGACCGUGGUACAGAAACGGCGCAAUGGUAAAGUGGAUUUCAACAGAGACUGGGACCAGUAUAAAAAUGGGUUUGGUCAUUUCAAAUCAAGUAAAGAUGAGUUCUGGCUGGGCAACGAUCAUAUUCACAACUUGCUUAACAGAGGACAAAAAGUAAUGAAGAUUGAUUUGAUGGACUGGAAUGGAGAAAAAACAUAUGUGAUGUAUGACAAUUUCCGAGUGGCAGAUGAAAAGGAUAAGUACAGGCUAUACUUUGGAAUGUACAGUGGCCGGGCUGGAGAUGCCUUGUCUGGUGGGAGUAAUAUGGUGGAGCAAUGGUCUGCCUCACACAGCGGCAUGCCGUUUAGCACCAAAGACCAGGACAAUGACCGCUACCUACAAGGAAACUGUGCUGUAGAGAACAAGGGAGGCUGGUGGUACAACAGGUGCCAUGCUGCCAACUUGAAUGGAAAGUUUUACAGAGGAGGAAAGUACACAGCAAAACAUGACAAUGGAGUUGUCUGGAGCACCUGGCGAGGUAUCUGGUAUUCCAUCAGACACACAAGCAUGAAAGUGCGACCAACAGCAUUUAUGGACAGCCUGGGGAGUGGAGCAGGACCUGACAGCUAAAACAUUACUCUCUAUUUAACAUUGCUUUAUAUCAUGAGAAGUUACUUUAUACUGCACCAUUAGGCAAUCCAAACAUGCAGCAAAAGCACUGCAUGCAGUAUUAAAAUCUGAUUAUAUCCUACACUUAGAACGUGCAUGUGGAUCGUAGACGUACUACAGCAUUAUUUAGCUUUCUGAAGGGUUAAAUAAAUAUUAAAGACUUAUCCCAA